AUGGGUCGUUUAGGAACCGCUGGCGCCGUCAGCUCCAUCGUUGCGAGCAUGGUUGGUGCAGGUAUUCUGGCCUUGCCACAAGCUGUUGCGAAGUCAGGUUUGCUCUCAGGCAUCAUCGUCUCGCUGUUGCUUGGGUUUGUGUUGUUUACGGUGUCUGGUCUGGCGCUGGCGCGUGCCUGCGAAUUGUGUGAAGAAUUGGAUGAAUUGGAGCAGCGUAGUGCUGGACAGGGAACAAGCAAUAUCGAGACUGGAGGAGCAGGAGGUUCUUCUGCCAGACAUCAAGGUGAUAGAAGUAAGCGUGUAUUGGUGAGGCGUGAGACUUUUCAUGGUACUAGCAAUUCUCUCUUUCCGACGUUGGAUGGUCCUGCCAGUGGGGGUGCGGCGCAGCAACAAGCAGAAGAUCUUACCGUCGUCGAUCAUGGCGAAGCAGGUGGCAACACGAGUGACGUCGACCUAGCAGAGCCCCGUUCUCCUCGUUGCGUCGUCACGGGUGGUCAACCGGUCUUAGACGGUUUGGGCUCGAGUGAACCGGUUGUGGAGUUGCGGUCCACAGUCGUCGAGGAGGAGCAUGAGUCUUCGACAGGAAAGGUUCGCAGAAGCAGCAUUGUCUCCAUGUCAAGAAGGAAGAUCUACCUGUACGGUGAUGUCGCGGAAAAAGCCUUCUUUGGAAAAAAAUGGGUCCGACACACUUUUGCCGCUUUGGGCAGUGUCAACUUGAUGUUUGCUUGCUCGAUCUUCUUGCUGUUGAUGGGAGAUGCGGUGCAACAGUUUAUGGCAGGCGCUCGACUCUUCGGAGGAAACUAUGACGUUUACACCAAGGGUCCAAGCAAAAGUGUGUGGCUAGAAGCUAUUGUUUUUACGGGGUUGAUGAUGGCUUUGGUUCAAUUACCCGAUGUCGGAGCCAUCGCACGUAUCUCGUUCUUGGGUACUGGAGCUGCGAUGAGCAUGUGCAUUCUCUUUGUCCUAGCACCGAUCAUUCUGCAUGCUGGCUCGAAAAACGGUCUACCGGUUCCGUACGUCGCGAGUUUGACGCCGUACCACACAGGCGCGCAUUUGCCGGCUGGAAAUGGGCAUGAACUUGCGCAAGCGGUUGCUUCCGGCAAAGGUCAUGCGGAAUUGCAGAAAGUCCCAGGGUUGAAAGAGCAAGUUUUGAACCAGAAACAAAUGGAAACUUUGAACCUGCUAGAAACGGGUUCGGACGAAGCGUUGUGGUCUAGUCCCACUGUUGCCCACUGGAGCUCGUCCUCCGGAAAACAAGGUGCCGAGCUACUCAACACAAACGGAGUGCCAAGUCUCUUCGUUCUGGAAAAGAUUCCACAUUGGCACGACACCAUCAAGGCUAUUCUAGAUUCGUUUUCGACUUGCGGUUUUGGGUUCGGUUUCGCAGCCAUCGUUCCGAUCGUACGUGCCGACAUGGGCGAACCCGGACGCAUCUCCCGUGUCAUCGUGAUUGCGGUUUCCAUGACCAUGAUCAUGUACGUUCUGGUUAUUAUCACCGGGUUGUUGGGUAUUGGCCAGAAAAACGUCCUGGCAUAUGGCACGAUCACAGCUGCAUUUCGCGGUGUGGAGACUAUGGUGCGGGUGAAAGGGUACGAUGGCCAAUUGGACGCGGCACAGAUCGAGCAGAACAUUCAACAAUUGAAGACUCAAUAUGGCGCCGAAACUGUCCUGGAUGCGCAACCAAGGUUUUUCGUCCUCCCUGUUGGAGCGAAUGCGAAUGCGAAUUCUCCGCCACAAAUCCGCACCUACAUUUUUCUUCUCCUCAAGAACCAGGCUUAUUUUUUGCGGGACGGAAAAAUCGGGAAGGCGAGUAUCAUGGUUUUCAUUCUGGUCAUUCUCUUGGCGAUGAAGUUGAUCAUUUCGUAUCCGUUGACCCUCUGGCCGGUGAUCCAGGAUUUCGAAGCAGGCUUAGCCGGUUCCACAUGCAUGCGUCGUUGUGUGCGUCGUCAGCCUCGUGACGGGCCUGGAAGUUUCAUGAGUACCCACAGCGGAACGGAGGCAGAAGAGCAAACGCCAUUGUUUUCUGGAGAAAAUGCUGAUCUUGUCGGGAGUAGAACUUCCUCGAGACUUUCGGUUUCGACUAAUUCCGCAACCACUUGGUCGGCGCCUUCGAAAAAGAAACUGAUUUGCGCAGCCUCGGUCGUGACGAGAGUCAUCGCCGUCGCAGUGACAUUCUUGCUUGCUGCAGUAUUUGGCUGUCAACCUUGUAAGUUGGACGCCGUUAUGGGUUUGGCGGCUUCUGUUCCAGGAAUUUUGGCUUUCGUCAUUUUUCCGUUAGUAGCCUACCAGUUGCUGAGUCACCAAAUGCGACAGAAGAAGAACAUGUCGCUGAGUGGGAAAGACGUUGCAGAAAUGUGCCUACAUGGGUUUUUGUGUCUGGUGAGCGUCACUCUUUUGAUCUAUACCUGCAUCGUGACACCUGGACGCAUUUAUGAAGUCUUCUCACAAAAAUAGCGAAAUGAAAGUCAGCAUGGACAAGUAGGUAGGUAAGCCUCAAAGAGAUGCAAUGAAAGAACGUGGUCGAGUGUGGCCACCAAGAAUUAACCUGGAAUUUAGAAAUUGAAGCAGUAUUUGAUUACAGUUUGAUACGGUAGAAUUAAAAUGAAAUCAAGUAAAAGAGGUAAAUGGAAAUCGCUCAUUCUGUAAGUGGAAGAAUCUCGAAAGUAACGAAAACCGAUAAUUGAUGAUAAGAUAAACAUAGCGUUACAACCAACAGGGUUGUUUAUUUGAGGUGAAAAAAACUCCAGGAAGUCGAUUUGGAUUUCGUAGGAGGAUGCUUGCAGUAGGAAAGCAGAAGUAAGUAAAAUUGUUUUUUGAAAACUACACAUAAGGAUCAAUACUGAAGAUAAUUAGUGAUAAAGUCUAGCUUGGCUAGCAGCGAAUAUGGUGGAUACUAGGUUGAACUUGAUGUAAGACGUUAUUGAUGCAUAGAGUGAAGAAAGUCAUGGGGGAAAUAAAGAUGGAUGGCAGAAAUGAACAUUUUCCUUGGACUCAAAGCAUGAUGCUGCAUCGCACAGAAGCGAGCCACUCAUUAACACUACGUCUUGCCAGGCACAUCAAACAAAGAAAUCAAAGUACCAAGUCGAGCAAGCGUAGGAUACAUGCUUGGUGGAUCAACAAUUUAAUGCACAGAGAGACGAA
Molecule: messenger RNA, 3141 nt
Organism: Amoebophrya sp. A25
Lineage: Eukaryota; Dinophyceae; Syndiniales; Amoebophryaceae
Source: the annotation of a GenBank genome assembly